AUGUCUGGCGUCGUCUCCCCAACGCCCUUGCGGCACCGAAAACCUCUACCCUCGCGCACUCCUGCAUACACCGAAAUAAACCAGGAAGAUGACCAGGUCGAGUUCUCAAAUCCGCGAAACCGCAGCACGGUGGAGCAAGUACUCGAGAAAGACCGUGCCAGUAUGGCCAUGGCCGCGUUUCUGACCGUUGCUGCAUUCGCUCUGCGCUUCUACAAAAUCAACCAUCCGGACCAAGUAGUGUUCGAUGAGGUCCAUUUUGGCAAGUUUGCGUCGUACUACAUCACGCGACAAUACUACUUCGAUGUUCAUCCUCCGCUUGCCAAGAUGCUAUUCGGUCUGGCCGGCUGGUUCGUUGGAUACGAUGGACACUUCCUGUUCGAGAACAUUGGGGAGAGUUAUACCGAAAACCACGUACCAUACGUUGGCAUGCGCGCGCUCCCUGCAUUUCUCUCUAGUCUUACCGUGCCCAUUGUUUUUGCUAUCAUGAAAGAAUGCGGCUAUUCGACGAUCAUUGCCGCGUUCUCUGCUUCCAUUGUGUUGUUUGAUAACGCGCAUGUCGCGCAAGGUCGCCUCAUCUUGCUGGAUGCUAUCCUCAUAUUCUUUAUGUCUUUGACGCUGUAUUCCUAUAUUCGCUUCCGAAAAUUGCGAUACGUAGAAUAUUCCCCAGAAUGGUGGGGUUGGCUGUUAGCGACUGGAACCUUCAUGGCUUGUACAUGGGCUUCCAAAGUAAAUGGUAUUCUGACGGUCGUGGCAAUCGGUAUUCCGGUUUUGGUUGACCUUUGGGAUAUCCUCGAUCAUAAGAAGGGUCAUAGCAUGGAAUAUUUCUGGCAACAUUUCUUGGCAAGAGCCAUGGGACUCAUUGUUCUCCCAAUAAUUUUCUAUCUCAUGGUGUUUUAUGUACACCUCUCCAUUCUGACCAACACUGGUCCUGGUGAUACUUUCAUGAGUCCUGCCUUCCAGGAGACUCUCAGAGGCAAUGAGCUAUUGUUGAACAGUCAAGAGAUCCGCUACUACGACACUGUGACGGUUAGGCACAAGGACACGAGGGUUUUCCUACAUUCCCACCCGGAGCGAUACCCUCUAAAGUAUGAUGAUGGUCGCAUCAGUAGUCAAGGCCAACAGGUUACGGGUUAUGGUCAUGACGACUCGAACAACCACUGGCAGAUCGUUCCGACCAAAGCGCUCCCAGAGACUGGUCGUGGGCGUAUAGUGCGUCACGAUGACGUUGUACAAUUUCUCCAUGUGAACACCCAAUCGCUACUGCUUACCCAUGACGUUGCGUCUCCGUUGAUGCCGACUAAUCAAGAGUUUACGACAUGGCCUAAGGACGAUCACUCACGAUAUAAUGAUACACUCUUCUACAUGCGACUAGUAGAUGCGCAUGAAGGGGAGGCGUGGAAGAGCAAGUCGGGUCAUUUCAAGCUGAUUCACGUACCAACGAAGGUCGCUAUGUGGACACACCUCAAGACGCUACCAGAGUGGGCGUUCAGCCAACAGGAAAUUAACGGUAACAAGAACAGCCACGAGAAGAGUAAUAUUUGGUUCGUCGAUGACAUUGUAGGCGAACAGACGGAUGAGGAUGCAGCGAGCCGCACUAAUGUCGCACCGAAAGAGCCCAAAAAGAUGAAUUUCUUCAAGAAGUUCGCAGAACUGCAGCUCUUGAUGUUGCAGCACAAUGCUGGCCUAACUGCCUCGCAUCCUUAUGCUAGCGGGCCCUUCAACUGGCCCUUCCUUAUCAGCGGUAUUAGCUUCUGGACAGAAAACAACGACCAGAAACAGAUAUAUCUCAUCGGCAACGUCAUCGGCUGGUGGACAUGUAUUGUCGGCAUUUCAACAUAUGUUGGGAUACUCGGAGCAGACCUCCUUGGACGUCGGCGAGCAAUGGAGCCGUUGCCCGAGCCUGUCCGAAACCGACUCUGGAACUCUGCAGGGUUCUUCCUUGUUGUGUGGGCCGUUCACUAUUUCCCCUUCUAUCUCAUGGGCCGCCAGCUGUUCAUUCACCACUAUCUGCCCUCGCACCUCGCAUCGGCGCUUGUUGCGGGUUCACUGUUGAGCUUCGUCCUCUCGGAAACCAUCAACUAUCCGAUCUCGGUUCGAGGUCCUUCGAUGUCUCGUGUAAAACAGCGCACUUAUGCCGAUGUGGGGCUCAAAGGCCCCAUCAUCGUGGCCUUAUUUGCGCUAAUGAUGCUUGGCAUGUUCAUCUAUAUGGCGCCACUGACAUAUGGAACGCCAGGGCUGGAUGGUAACUCGGUGAACAGCAAGCGGCUGUUGUCUUCCUGGACCUUGCAUUUCGCGGCGAAAGCUAGCGAUGCUUAG
Messenger RNA from Fibroporia radiculosa, 2316 nucleotides. RefSeq lists its product as uncharacterized. Gene Ontology annotation, molecular function: dolichyl-phosphate-mannose-protein mannosyltransferase activity. The record is from RefSeq and is a predicted model, not a curated record. The coding region runs from base 1 to 2316 and encodes 771 amino acids. Gene Ontology annotation, cellular component: endoplasmic reticulum; membrane. The transcript is spliced from 11 exons. Gene Ontology annotation, biological process: protein O-linked glycosylation via mannose. Lineage: Eukaryota; Fungi; Basidiomycota; Agaricomycetes; Polyporales; Fibroporiaceae.